Molecule: messenger RNA, 4266 nt
Organism: Cladocopium goreaui
Lineage: Eukaryota; Dinophyceae; Suessiales; Symbiodiniaceae
Source: the annotation of a GenBank genome assembly
AUGAUGGUUGCAUUUAGUGGCAACCUGUGGCCGCGACAGGACACGCUUCGUCUUGUCAGCUUCCUCGAGGCCAGAAGUCUUCAACCAGCCAUUGCGGCAAGUCGGUCUUCCAAGGGACAGUUGCAGGAUACCCUUGCCGCUUUGCGAAAAGUCGAAGCUAAUCCUGAUCCAGGGGCUCUCGAGGUGUUUGAGCUUCAGCAGGGACUGCGAGAUUUGGAGACAGUGCUUGCGGAAGCGCAACAGGUGAUUCCUCAGGCUACGUUGGGGAAUGCAGCCUGUGGGUGGGACGCUGCGUGGCAGGAACUCUCAUCAUUGGAGACAAAGCUGGAAACGGCAAUGCGGUAUGUCUACGGCCCUGACUGGGAGAUCAAGCCGGGCAAACUGGUCUCGAAGAAGGGUACGUGGUUGAAGUCGUCUGCACGAUUCUCUUGGGAACUCUCGGAGGCCAAGGGCGAAAAGAUGUAUCUGCCCGCUGGAGUGGCAAUGCCAAUUCUACAGAUUGGCAGAGUAGUCGAUCAGGAAGAGUUGAAGUUGCACGACUGGGUGUGUCAACACUUGCGAGUUUGGAUGAAGCCGGAAAUCGUGAGGACCAUCCAGGCACGGUAUGGUAUUUGGUUCGUUUACUGGCCCCACUUUGAGGUUGAGAAGCUUGGCUUGGCCACAAGAACUUCCCAGGGUGAAGUCAGUGAAGAUAUGCUUCCUGGCAUGGCCAUUUCGACUGAAGACACCGAUGUUUGCCCUGGCGCAGCAAGAUCUAAGGCUAUGCUUCCACUCAAGACUGCUAGUGAUGAAGUCCAAUCUCCUGGCUUGAUGAGUGAUUUCAUGGAACACAGCCCUUCCAGUCCAUCGGAAGGGUCUCGCUGGCGACGCAUGAUUCGGCCCCUUGCAAAUUGUAUCGCUUGCGGGGACUUUGAAUCAGAGCUGUCUAAGCUGAAGCUUCAAAAAUCAUCGACCACGGCACGUUUAGGUGACUGCAUCAGAAAGCUCCAGGAACAGGACUCAAGCAUGGAGGUUCUGGAGAAGAAGCUGCAAGAGACCCUCGCUGACUUGGAUGCCAGAACGGCUGAGCUGGAAGCAGAGAAACGAAGGACUUCGAGCCUUUCUACUCUGCUCCUCAAUGACUCAGUGAAGGAACAAAAGCUCCAGGAAGAGGCUAAGGAUGCAGAAGAGCGCUUGGAGAAAGCAGAGAAAGAGAUCCAGCGACUGGUUUCGUCCUUGAACAGAGAAACGUCAGAAAAGGAACGUGUCAUCCAAGACUUGAGGACGAAAGAUUCGGAAGCUGCAUGCUUGUCGGAACAAUUAGACGCUUGCAAGGAACAAGCAGCGAAAUGCUCCGCCGAAUUGCAAAUGCAAAUUUCCAUGCUGGAAGAAAAGACAUUGGAGAAUGAGGAGUUGGAGCACACACUGGCUCGGACAUUCGCAGAGGCAGAAGAUCUUCGCAGCAAUCUUGCUACAUGUGAGGACAGCUGCGAAAGACUGCAAGGGGCCCUGGAGGCGCAAACCAUUGAACAUGAAAAAGUGAACAUCAAACUGAGUGAGAGAACGCAGGAACUGACAGAAGCUCAGGAUGAGAUUCGGAACAUCAGCGAGAAGUUGUCAUGUUCCAAUGAACAGCUGGAUCAGCAUGAAAAAAAGUUACACACCCUUUCCUCAGCCCUCCGGAUGGCCCAAGAGGAAAUGAGGUCUAAAAUGCAGCAAGUGGAGAAUGUUGGUAUGUCUGCCGAGGAUUUCUUGAGCCGUCUUUCUGCUUCAAAGCAGCAUUUGCAACACUUGGAGGAAGAGAAACGGACUAUCGCGGAAUCCUUGGCAUUGACAACUGCGGAAAAACAAGACAUAAGCUCUCGCUUUGAAAAAUUGACCAUGAGCCUGAAAGACGAGCAGUCGAAAAACGCAGCUUUGCAGAACAAUGUCCAAGAGCAGUGUGCCAAAAUCAGGGAGUUGGAAGAGAUCAAUCGCAUGUCCUGCCUUGAGGUACAAUCAAUCACUGCGGAAAAAACCAAGGUAGAAGAAGAGCUGGCAGCAAGACGAAAAGAGUAUGAGGCCAUAACAGCACAAGUGUCAAGUGUCACCAAUGAUCUAGCAGCACAGGUUGAAGAGAAUGAAUCUGCAGCAGCACAACUAUCAGCUCUCACGACUAGCUUGGCAUCAAAACGGAAAGAGAAUGAAGCUCUAGCUGCAGAACUAUCGGCUGUGAAGGCCCCAAUCUCUUCAUUGGAGCAGAAAGUGCGGGAUUUGGAUGCUGCGGCUAAAGCUGCCAAAUCUGAGAACAUUGUCUUGGCAAAAGAAUUGGAAGAGAAAGCGCUGGAGCUAAAGAAGCUGAAGCAAGACCUGAAGAUGGAGAAGGAUCAGUUGCAGACUUUCGACCGUCAGCUUUCUGUGGUCACUACGUCACUCAAAGAUGCUGUAAGUGACAAACAAUCCUUGGCUCUUGAAUUGGAGGGUCUGCAGAUGGAGCGUGCAGAUCUCGAGGGAAGACUUUCACGUACCAACAGCAAAAACAUAGAGCUGGAAAUAGCCCUCGACGAGAUGGCCUCCCAAGCAGGUGCCAACAAAGAAGCCAGAGAUGCAGCAGUGCAGGAAAUCUGCACUUGGCAGAUCAACGCACAGCUCUGCCAGAGCUUUGUGCAACACAUGUCGCACCAAAGAGAUGCAUGCUUGUCUGAGUGUAGAGAUUAUCGGAGAGCCGCACAGGAGAAGCAGAGAGAGAUUGAUGUUUUGAAUCUAAAGCUGCGGCAUGCUGAGAAGCAAAGUAAUGAAUUGGCAAAUGCCAGCCUAGCUGAACUGACAGACCAGCUCGGUCAAUCAGAUGUCAGAAUGCAGAUGCUGUCUGCGUCGAUCGAACUGAAGGAUAGUGAAAUGCAAGUUCUUUCUCGGGAGCUUGCAAGGAAGGGCAUGGAGACAGAAGACUACCUUGGCCAAGUGAGGGUCAUCCAGGAACAUUGGGGUGAUUCGGAGAAAAUCAUAGACCAACUGAGAAUCUCGCUCGGAAUAUGCCAGUCAGACAAGGAUUUGGUUGAGAAGGAGCUGGUCAUGAGAGGCAAACUUAUGGAAGAGAUGGGCAUUCAGAUGGAGCAAGCGAAGGAACAACUCUCGAAGUCUCAGCAGGAGACAAACAUCCUGGAUAGAUGUCUGGAAGACAAGCAGCUCCAACACGAUCUCCUUACGCAGGAAGUUGGUUGCAAGGAAUCUGUCAUCCAGAAUCUCCAGUGCGAGUUGACAGCGAUCAAAGUGGAGAGAUCUGAAAACGCGAGGGACCACGAGGAGUCUUCGCACAUGCUGAAGUCCACCCUGGAAGAGCAGCUUCAGCAAAACGAUUUGCUUCGGCUGCAGCUGGGUCGAAAGCGAGCCGAGUGUGAGGAGGCAAGCAUUGAAAACCGAAGUUUGUUCACUCAGCUGGCAGAACGAACUCUUGAAAGGGAUGACUUUGGGUCGCAGAUGCAAGGAAUGCGAACCUUGAUCAGCAAGCUGAAGGACGAGUUGCGAUCUGCUCAGAUGAAUGAAACUGAGCUUUGCGAAAAGCGUGAUGGUUUGAUGGCAGAGAGAGCCGAAUUGCAACAGCAGAACCAACGGCUCUCCGCUUUGUCAGCGCAACUCCGGCGAGAAACAGACAAGAGCCUAGCAGAGCUCCAGCGCAAGGUUGAUUUGACUGAAAAGCAGCGGAUGGAGAUCAUGCGAUUGCAGAAGGAGCUGAACGAUAGCAAGCAAGAGGUGAAGAAUCUGAACAGAUGUGUGACUCUUGAAGUUCGACGCAGAGAAGAGGCAGCAACGCGAUGUGCUGAACUCCUAUGCGCUCAUCCGUCCAUGAACAUCGAAGCCUGGAUUGGAAAAGUCAGGGCCUCCAGCACAAGCGCAGAAUGGCAGUUAGUUGCUGGCAGUGGCCGUUCAGAACGCGUGGUUCUGGGCGCCGGACAAAGUUUUCAACCUGGCUUGACGUCUUACGAGACUCCUUGCAUCAUCAUUAAUCACCGUGAGCAGCGAAAGGGAAGCAAAAGGAAAAGCGAUCAGGACAGAGUUCCUGUGAACAUUUACGAAGCAAAAAAACCUGGAGCAGUUGAAGUCCGCAAAGCGAACAAAGCAUUAGUGGCUUCUAGGCCCCCAGCUCGCUUACCAAUCGUCUACGACAAGAUUUGCAAAUUGUUCAAUCAGAAUGCCGUUGUGUAUGACCAGCACUUUGGCGUUGUCCGGCCCUUUCCAGAUGAAGAUGGGGUAUUUUCACCGCGAUCUUCGCGGUCUUCGUCUUCAAGAGCAUCUUCUCGAGGCUUUUGA